AUGAGGCUACCCUUCGUGGGAUCUAGACACAAGUAUGUCGUUCUAGUUGUCGUUUUACUCAUCUGUCUGGGUCGUGGUCUGCUAUCAUUGAAAAGCACGGACAACGACACGGAAGACCGCCCACGUUUUCUGUAUCACUCCAGAUUCCGUACCAAUCCUGACACCGACUACGAGCUGCGACUGUCCAAUGCGCUGCGUGAUCUCGAACACCGUGAACGAUCCCUGAAUGGAUUAGGAGGCCAUACAGACACAUUAUGGCAGAUUCUAUUAGGAAAGACCCCAACUCCCGAACAAAGAGGUGAAGACUCACUCAAUUUGGAGGCCGCAAAUGCAGAAUGGAAGUACAAGAUCGUGACAAGCGAAUGGGCCGAGGAGUUCGUGACCAUCACCCUCUCAUCAAUACCUGGUCUCGCGAGCAUGUAUCAUUCCUACCCUCACAACGUCCUCCGAUCCGACCUGUUACGUUAUCUCAUCUUGUGGUACUAUGGUGGAUACUACGCGGAUAUGGAUGUCUUCCCUAAGCGGACCAUUAAAUCAUGCCCGUCACUACAACAUUCGGUGUUUGCGCCCGAGCACACUAACGUCUCGCUUGUCGUGGGAAUCGAAAUAGAUGAGCCUUUCGCCUCGCCGCAGAAGAUGCGCAACUGGCACUGGGUCAGAAGCUACGGAUUCAUUCAAUACACAAUGUACGCGCCUCACCGAUUCAGCCCGCUGCUGAGAGAAGUGAUAGUGCGGGUGCUUUCGCACACCAAAAGCAACAAGAGUAUUAUUUUUCGAAAAUACAGUGAAAUGACCACUCUCGAAGUGACCGGUCCAGGAGUUUUUACUGAUGCAAUCCUUGAUUGCUUGUCUGAAACACUUCCUGCCACACACCCAUUAAUCUCUGACUCAGUGAAGGCAGAUGAACACUUAGGAGACCUUGUUCCACCAGGAGUUGAAUCGCCAAUCCAACGUGUGAGUUGGGCACCUUUCUACCGACUUAAUCAGCCACUAUGUGUGGAUGACUCAAAUGUCAAACCAGAUAAGCAGUUUGGUGGAUUAUGUGUGUUGCCUGUGAAUGCAUGGGGAAAUGGACAGCGACAUAGUGGCUCAGAAGGGUUCAACAGUCAACAGGCAUGCAUCAACCAUCGGUUCAGCGGAACCUGGAAGCCCUGGAGGCAGAGCUGGAAGAAAUAUCUGUUUGGUUGA
Penicillium taxi is the source of this 1188-nucleotide messenger RNA. RefSeq lists its product as uncharacterized. Bases 1 to 1188 code for a protein of 395 amino acids. Lineage: Eukaryota; Fungi; Ascomycota; Eurotiomycetes; Eurotiales; Aspergillaceae. Gene Ontology annotation, biological process: protein N-linked glycosylation. Gene Ontology annotation, cellular component: mannan polymerase complex. Gene Ontology annotation, molecular function: alpha-1,6-mannosyltransferase activity. The transcript has 2 exons. The record is from RefSeq and is a predicted model, not a curated record.